AUGGCAGAAAUUAUGGAAGAAGAUAAAGUUACCAUCAAAGAAGAAAUCUCUACUGUAGAGGAUACAUUUACUGUGUAUGUAGUGGGAGAAGAUGUAAAAGAGGAAAUUACAGAAAAUCAAAUUAAGGUUGAAAAUAUCAAGAUUGAAUUAGAUCCCCUGUUCUCUGAACAAAAGAGGCUUAAAAAGAGGAAGCUGGGAGAUAAAAGUUAUCCCUGUGCAAAAUGUGAUUUUGUGGCAACUAAGUCCCGUAAUUUGAAAAGACAUAAAAGAAGUAAACAUGAAGGAGUGAGAUAUUCCUGCGAUCAGUGUGAAUACGCUACUACUGAAGUUCAGAGUCUGAAGCUACACAUUGAAUCUAAACACAAAGGAGUGAGGUAUCCAUGUAAUCAAUGUGAGUACGCUGCCACUACAGCAGGUAGUCUGAAGAAACAUAUUGAAAAUAAGCAUGAAGGCGUGAG
Eurytemora carolleeae is the source of this 458-nucleotide messenger RNA. RefSeq names its product transcriptional repressor CTCF. Gene Ontology annotation, biological process: regulation of transcription by RNA polymerase II. NCBI's taxonomy places the organism in Eukaryota, Metazoa, Arthropoda, Copepoda, Calanoida, Temoridae. The annotation marks the transcript as partial. Gene Ontology annotation, molecular function: DNA-binding transcription factor activity, RNA polymerase II-specific; RNA polymerase II transcription regulatory region sequence-specific DNA binding. The transcript has 2 exons. The record is from RefSeq and is a predicted model, not a curated record. Gene Ontology annotation, cellular component: nucleus.